This is a messenger RNA of Cuscuta campestris, 481 nucleotides long. Lineage: Eukaryota; Viridiplantae; Streptophyta; Magnoliopsida; Solanales; Convolvulaceae. The record is from the annotation of a GenBank genome assembly.
UACUGGGACACAAAUUACACAAACUUCUUAUUUUUGUACUUUUCCAAUUGAAUAAAGUGAUAUUAAAUGCUUACAAAAUGAAAAUUGAGAUACAUAAAUAGCAAGUUUGUGUAAUUUGUAUCCUAGUAGUUUGUGAUUCUAGCAUUACUCUCUAUACAAUGACAAAGGGAAAAAAAUGAAUAGUACAUUUUUCCCGCCCAAACAUGACAGGGUGUGGAUUGGCGAUGGGCAAAGUCCCAAUAGCAAUGGGCAUAGCAAGGGUGACUUUAUUGGAAAAAACAAAGCUUGCGGAUGUUGAGAGGGACCAUACUGCAGUUGCCAUUCACGCCCGAGCCGUUCGUGUCUAUGAAACUGCUCCGUUUGAUAGAACUGGAGAAUCGAUGGAGGUCGUCUACCACGACGAUUAGUAUAUUACAGGGUAUGAGAUUCAUUGUCAACCCAAGAAACCUUACAAUGAGCACAAUAAAGUGAGACUAUUGAG